Molecule: messenger RNA, 1821 nt
Organism: Lampris incognitus (smalleye Pacific opah)
Lineage: Eukaryota; Metazoa; Chordata; Actinopteri; Lampriformes; Lampridae
Gene: mrpl37
Product: mitochondrial ribosomal protein L37
Exons: 8
Coding region: 116-1423 (435 amino acids)
Biological process (GO): translation
Cellular component (GO): mitochondrion; ribosome
Molecular function (GO): structural constituent of ribosome
Source: RefSeq, a predicted model, not a curated record
CCCAAGAUGGUAGCGUCCUCUCAUGCCGAUAACUUUCAAGUCUGAAAUGUAAAUUGCAGCAACUGCAUUUCCCUUUAAACUCCCCAUAUUUGCUCUUGCUCUCAUACGGGACGAAAUGAUUAUGGAAACGACGCAGCGUCUAAAAUCAGCGGCUCCGUUGCUUUCCCAGAUAACGCUACUGAAUGACUGUGGACAAAUCUCCACACAUGCUGGAAGGAACAGCAGCCAGGCCCGGCGACACUUCAAUGUCAGCGCCGCUUUGACAGCCAAGGUCCGGCCUAGGCCAAAGCCUAGGGCCAUAGUAGAAAUCCCGGGACUAGAGAGGGUGACGUACGGGGAAAGGAUGCACUAUGUGCCGGGCCUGUCAAAGCCCGUUAACCCCGAUUGGGAGAGGGGUUUUAAGGAUCCGAACCGUUAUAAGUCUCCCCCAGUGCACGAGAUGCCCUUGCAUAAAGAAAAACCGUGCUACAUUUUCAAUCAACGGACGAACGCUCUCGAAGGUGUGCGGCAGGCUCUGUGGCUGACCAAGACCAAACUGACUUCAGGUCUGCCCCCUCAGCUCCUCGCCUUGGCCCAAAAUCCCACCUAUCAGAUCCCAGAUCAGGACGAACGUGUGCAGAACGCCAUUAAACAUGCUCGGUUCUGGGACACGACAGAGGGGCGACCUAAGAAAGAGAAAUAUUGCUACACCUUACUCAAUAACCUGCUUCAUAUGUGUGGUAGUCUGCAAUCCAGUCACCCAGCUCUCAGCAAGCGGAUCCUCGCAGAGAAAUUCACGUUGGCUGCUUCAUGGAAAAGGGGAGAGGACUUGUUCCAGGUAAGAGGUAAGAAUGGUCUGUUGCUGAACAGCAUGACUCCUCUCCCCAACUUCGCUGGGAAACAGGAAGUGGCUGACACGGCAGAUCACGUUCUGGAAACAUUUUACCCUGUCUCGCCUGCCAUUGACCUGCAGAAAGUGCAUGUGUACAAGGAGGACAAUUACACAGGUUUCAGAAGUGACUAUCCUUACCCCAAUGCCCAUACACUCUUCUUCCUGGAGGCGGGAGAUGUUUCCUGUAAGCUCUAUCCAGAUCAGCUCAGGGCCAAGAUGAUCAUGUUCAGCUUUGGCAGUGCUUUGGCCCGUGCACACACACUGUAUGGGACCCAGCUGCGUGUAUUAGAUCAUCCUAUUACAGUGCAGGCAGUGGGGAACAAUGGUAGGGUGUUCCAGUUUGUUGUUUUUCAACUCAACACCACUGAUCUCCAUGAAGACAGCGGCAUCAAAAACCAGGUGUGGGUGGAUGAAGAUGUUCUGCUCUAUGACUUUGCAAAGGUCCAACCGCUCAUCAAAAAGAAGCAAGUAGUGGUACCAGCAGGCCUGUCAGGAUACAACCCUGAAACUUUCAGCAAGUUCCUGGCUCUGUACUUGAAUGGAGCUGUCUAAAGACCUACACAAGACCUGCAGAUCCAAGUGUGUGUGUGUGUGUGUGUGUGUGUGUGUGUGUGUGUGUGUGUGUGUGUGUGUGUGUGUGUGUGUGUGUGUGUGUGUGUGUGUGUGUGUGUGUGUGUGUAUGUGUGUGUGAGUGUGUGUGUGGACUCGCACACAGCGCUGUGAAGAUGAUCACAAUCUGGACAAUUUGUCAUUGGUGUGUGUUUGAGGGACAUGAAUCAACCCACCGGAUCUCAGGGCUUUUACUUUGCGCUCUGAACUUGUCUGCAGCCUGGUUCCUUCCUCGUUGAAUGUUUUGUGGAGAAUCUGGAUUUAUUCAUAGACUGACCAAAUCCACAGCUUCUCUGUUCUUGAGUAACAUCAAUUCCACUGUCUCCUCUGUUUAUUAUUAC